Messenger RNA from Penicillium nucicola, 1542 nucleotides. RefSeq lists its product as uncharacterized. Gene Ontology annotation, molecular function: aldehyde dehydrogenase (NAD+) activity. Gene Ontology annotation, cellular component: cytoplasm. Lineage: Eukaryota; Fungi; Ascomycota; Eurotiomycetes; Eurotiales; Aspergillaceae. Gene Ontology annotation, biological process: aldehyde metabolic process. The transcript is spliced from 3 exons. The record is from RefSeq and is a predicted model, not a curated record. Bases 1 to 1542 code for a protein of 513 amino acids.
AUGGGAUUCAGUACCGAGGCCGAAUUUGACCAGGCAUAUGCGAGUGUACGGCGCGCCUUUGCUGCCGGCACUACUAAAGAGAAAGAAUGGCGGCGGCAUCAACUCAAACGGGCUUGGUGGAUGGUCGAAGAGAACAAGAAGCGCAUCUGCAACGCACUGUAUACCGACUUACACAGACAUUACCAAGAGUCACAUUCGGCAGACUGCGCUGGGGCUCAGGGGGACAUCCUGCGCACCUUGGAGAAGUUGGAUGAAUGGACCCGAGACGAGAAACCAACCCGGCUGGAUCCAGUGAACUUCUUGGGAGGAACGAUCGUUCGCAAGGAGCCCCUGGGAGUCACUUUGAUCAUUGGAGCGUGGAACUUCCCCAUCACGUUGCUUCUGCAGCCAAUGAUUGCCGCUAUUGCAGCGGGAUGCGCGGUGAUUCUCAAGCCAUCCGAUGUGGCGUCUGCGACCCAGGAUCUGAUGAUGGAAAUCAUUCCUCGGUAUAUGGAUACCGAGGCGAUUCGAUGUGUUUCGGCAGGGCCAAAGGAGAUGGCAUACAUCCUGGAGCACCGCUUUGAUCACAUCUUCUACACCGGAUCAACUAGCGUUGCGAAGAUUAUCCAUGCCGCCGCAGCAAAACAUCUUACGCCGGUUACGCUUGAACUAGGGGGCCAAUGUCCAGCCAUCGUCGCUGAGUCCGCAAAUCUCGAUCUUACGGCGAAACACAUCGCGGUUACAAAGUUCAACAAUGCUGGUCAGAUCUGCUUGAAUGUCAACCAUGUCCUUGUUCAUCCUUCCCUGCGAGAAGAUCUGGUCACCGAGUUGUGUCGAUAUUUCGACAUCUUCCGAGGGGGCAAAGAAAAGCAGCCAGACCAUUAUACACACAUCAUCAACGAGCGCAACUUUGACCGGCUGGAAAGCCUGCUCCAGCAAACCUCUGGAAAAAUUGUAUAUGGUGGCCAACGAGAUCGCAACAGUCGAUACUUUGCACCAACCAUUGUGACUGGCGUCAAGCCCGGCGACCCCCUUCUCUCCGAAGAAAUCUUCGGACCAAUUCUCCCCAUUGUCGAUGCUGAUUUCGACACGGCCAUCUCAUUCACACGAGGACUGGAACACCCUCUCGCAAUCUACGCGUUUACCAACAAAUCCGCCGACAAGGCGCGCAUCUUGAACGAAACCAAGUCCGGCGGCGUCACCUUCAACGACUGCGGUCUUCACGUUGCAGCCUGCGAUGCACCGUUUGGUGGUGUGGGAAAUGCCGGCCAGGGCAAUUAUCAUGGACGACAUGGAAUCUUGACCUUUUCCCAUCUACGCACACACAUCAACGCCAUCCCCUCGUGGCUGGAAUGGUGCAUUGCCGCACGCUACCCCCCGUAUUCCGUCAAAAAGGCCCAUCAGAUGUCCCCACCGACUGUGCCGCCAUUUGACCGUGACGGGAAUGAUCGAUUUGCAGCUGGUCGCUCGAAAUGGGUCUUGCGAUUUGGUGUUUUGGCCCUUUCUACCUUGAUUGUGACCCGACGAGAUCAGAUUGUCGCCCUGGGUUCGAAGUUGUUGUAA